Penicillium crustosum is the source of this 846-nucleotide messenger RNA. Its product is annotated as wax synthase family protein. The coding region runs from base 1 to 846 and encodes 281 amino acids. The record is from RefSeq and is a predicted model, not a curated record. The transcript has 2 exons. Gene Ontology annotation, biological process: lipid metabolic process. NCBI's taxonomy places the organism in Eukaryota, Fungi, Ascomycota, Eurotiomycetes, Eurotiales, Aspergillaceae.
AUGAACACGCCUCCUCGUGGUCGGUUUUUGGUUCGCCAAACAGCCAUUGUUGUUUGGCAAUAUCUAGCUUUGGAUGUCUUUGCCACUCUUGGGUUGCAACAGGCAUUGGAGCAAGAGAAAAUUGGGAUGUUGCCGCCAGUGCCUCAAUGGGAUAUCUCAACCGAACAAUGGAUUGAACGUAUCAUCUCAAACAUCAUGGCUGGAUUUGUGGUGAGCCGAAUUCUCAUCGAUUUCCACCAUCGUGUCUUUUCGAUCAUCCUUGUGGGACUUGGACUCGACACGCCUGAAAAUUGUCCUCCAUUGUACGGAAGGGCGCUGGAUGCCGAUACAGUACGGGGCUUCUGGGGGAAAUUCUGGCACCAAUUGCUGCAAAACCCCCUGACCUCUGUCAGCGCUUUCAUCACACAAGAUAUAUUGGGUCUAACGCCAAGGUCCUUCGUGCAGCGGUACAUGAAUGUUUUUGUUGUUUUCUUCUGCUCAGGCGGGUUGCAUCUUAUCCUCGAUAUUGUGCAGGGGAUCCCACCACAGGAAUCUGGCGCCAUGUUAUUCUUCGUCACGGCACCUCUAGGCCUCAUGAUUGAAGACGUCAUAAAAGCACUUUGGAAAUAUUUUUCGAAGUCUAAUGGACAAAGCCAAAAACUCCCUAAACCGCUGUGGCAAAGGGCUCUUGGCCUAACCUGGUCUAUGGCAUGGCUAGGUUUCACCUCAACUGGGUUCUUCUACCCACAGGUGGUGAGGCCAGAAAACCAGGUCCUGGUUCCUUUUUCUGUGGCAGGCCAGAUUGGACUGCCUAUACUGGUAGGGGGUUGUUUUGGUUGGUGGUGCUGUGCUAGCAAAGGUGUUUGA